AUGCUCAACAGGCUCAAAAGCUUUUCUGAGGAUGUGGCUAAAAGUUUGAAUGAAUUGGCUGACGUGGAUGGACAGACUAAGGUUGAUUCGAAUACUCGGACACGAAAUUCAGUGAAUGAAUUGAAAGCAAAUGCUGAAGUUUUGAAGACGAAAACACCAGAUAGCAAGGAGCUAACUCAACCUGAAGAUGUAAGUGGCGAAACUGAGAUAGACCAGAAUAUCAAAGAAGCAGAUCAAGAUCAAAAAUUGGUCCUGGAAAUUAACUCCGAUGAAAACAUUGACAAGUUGCCUGCAAAAAUAAGAUCUAAGUUGAAGAAAUUUGCAAAGUACGAAGAGAAAUAUCCCAUUUUACUAGAAGCUUACAAGACCGAGAAGAAGAAGGGAGAGCUAAUUUCUCAGUUCGAGAGAGUUCUUCAAGAAAAUACACCUAUAUCAAGUAUAUCCGAUGCCGAUCUUUUAAUUGAGUAUAUUGAAGGACUUAACGAGAAAAACACGUUAGUUACUGCCGAAUUAAGAAAAUUCUCGAAACAGGCUAGUGAAUUGACUAGCAGGAACAAAGAAUUAGACGAAAAGGUCAAGAAAUUCGAAUCUGAGAUCCAGGGGUUAAAGGACCGAUCAGAUGCACAGAAUGAGCAGAAGGAUGCGUCUGUUGAAAAUGACCGCUUGAUUUUAAAAGAUUCCAAAGAAAAUGACGAAUCAAAUGACCAGCGAGAGGGCGGCAAUAGCCCUUCAAGUUCGGAGUCAGAUGAAACCGUUAGCAAACAUCAAGAUGAGAUAAAAAAACUCAAGGGAGACUUGGAUAAACGUAAGACUGAAAUCGAAACCUACAAAGAACAAGUAUCUGAUUACGAAAAGAAAAUUCAAAAAUUAGAAGAGGAGCAAAUAUCAGCGAAGGAGGAGUCAAGCUCGUUUCAAAAAAGAAUUCUGAAUGUUGAAGAACAAUUAGCAAAUGUAGAAUCUGAAAAGAAUCUUGUUCAAGAGAAACAUCGUAUCGAUGAUGACAAUGUCAAGAAAUCUGAAGCGGCAUUUAAGUCACGUAUCAAGAUUUUAGAGGAUGAGUUAGCCGAAUCUGAAUCGAAAUUAAAUGAUUUUGAAAAGCGAGCGAAAGAGAACAAAGUUGAUGUCACAAAUAUAGAAUCUUUAGUGACUAGAACCAAGGAAGAUGAAAAUAAAGGUGCCGAUCAAAAGAAAAAUUCAAAAGAAGAACUAGAGGAGGCUAAGGAAAAUCUAAGCUCACUCAAAGAAGAUCAUGAAAAAUUGCUCAAACAAUUAAGAGAUGUCAAAAAUGAGCUUGAACUUAAGGCUGAUGAUGUCGAAAAUUUGAGGGAUCUGUUAAGAGAAGUCGGAGAUGAUUUAGUUGAAACGAGAGAUAAGUUGAAAUCAGAAAGUGCAAGUGUAAAGGAUCUUCAGAAGCAGCUUUCAGACUCACUUAAAGCUAAAAAUGAUGUCGAAGAAUCUUUAAAUAGCUCUAAGGAGAAGUCUAAAAGAUUCUCAGAAUUACAGGAGCGAGCUUAUAAGCUUGAGAAGGAUUUAGAAGAAAAAAGUAACUUGUAUGAAUCCAUUAGAUUAGACCAUGAAUCUAAAAAGAACGAAUUGGACGAUGCUUUGACUUUGGUUGAAGAAAAGAAAGAAAUUGAGCGGAAAUUGAGGAAUGAUAUCAAUAGUAUCACAAGUCAAGAGAGCGAUCUGAAUGCGAAGUUAGAGGUAGCAUAUAGAGAAAUUGAAAGCUUAAAGGUUGAAAAAGAAGGCUUAAACAAACGCAUUAUUGAAAUAUCGAAGGUCAAAAGUAGCGAUGCCUCCUUAAAACUAGAAAUAGCUUCCUUAAAAUCAUCUUUGGCUCAUAAAGAUGAGUCGAUUCAAGAGUUGAAAGGUAAGAUUGAUAUUUUUGAGAAGAGUAAACUCAAUUUAGAGGAUUCUGUUUCAAAAUUGAAGAUCAUGAAUGACGAUCUUACAAACUCGAACAAGGCCUUGUUUAACGAAAAGAAUGCAUUGGUCACAAGGCAGGAGCUGUCAGUUAGUAACACAACUUAUUUGACUAAUGAGUUGAAAAAGCUCCAGUCGGAGCGUCAAAAGGUAGCCUCUGAGCUCGAAUCAUUACAAAAUCAACAUGAAUCUCUAUUGAGAGAAAAGGCUAAAGCUAAAGAUGACAUACAAUCAAAAACGCAACAGCUUGAUGAGCUUUCCAUGAAAUCAAAGGAAUCCACAUCUAGGAUCGAAGACUUAGAAGAUGAAUUGACAGAGGCAAGAAACUCUUUACAGGAACGAACCCGUGAAACAUUGACCAUUAAAAGACUUUUGGUUGACACUGAGGAGCAGCUUAAAAGUAAAGAUGCGGAGCAUAAGAAUGAAACUAAUAGGCUAACUGAAGAUAGAAUGGAAGCCGAAAAGCAGUCGCAAAUAAAUCUAAAGAAGAAACAAAGAGAAUUAGAUGAAAUUAAACUGAUUACAGAGAAUUAUUUGCUGAAAAUAGCAGAUCUUGAAAAAAAAUGCAAGGCAUUGAAAGAGCAGAUAGAGUUACUAGGAUCAAAGAGCAACAAGCAGAGGCUAGAAGCCACAGAAAAUGAAUCAGAAGAAGGUGUCCAAGAGAUAAUAGACACCUUGAGGGAAUCAUUACAGGCAUCCGUUAAAAAAGUGAAGGAAUAUGAGAAUAUGAACAAUGUCCUUAAAAAAUUAAACGAAGAAGCUAAUUUGAAGUUUGAGAGGUUAACCAAGAAUUAUAAAUUGCUUGGAAAUCUGUAUCGAAAGUUGAAAGCCGAGGAGGCUCCAUCUUCUGUCAAUACGUCAGAGGAAAAAUUGCACAAAUCUUCCAUGGAUGAAGCCCCUAAACCAGUAACAACUAACAUUGAUUAUAUGAAGAAUGUUCUUUUGGGAUUUUUUGAACAUAAGGACCAGAGAGAAACACUUCUUCCGGUGAUGAAAGACAUUUUUCAUUUCACGUCAGAUGAUGAAAAAAAGUUUAUGUUGGCACUAAAAUGA
Messenger RNA from Priceomyces carsonii, 2976 nucleotides. It is a transcript of the gene SYS3, whose product is annotated as Sys3p. The record is from RefSeq and is a predicted model, not a curated record. The transcript has a single exon. NCBI's taxonomy places the organism in Eukaryota, Fungi, Ascomycota, Pichiomycetes, Serinales, Debaryomycetaceae. Gene Ontology annotation, cellular component: Golgi apparatus. Bases 1 to 2976 code for a protein of 991 amino acids.